Messenger RNA from Strongylus vulgaris, 428 nucleotides. NCBI's taxonomy places the organism in Eukaryota, Metazoa, Nematoda, Chromadorea, Rhabditida, Strongylidae. The record is from the annotation of a GenBank genome assembly.
AUGAGAUUCAUGACUAUAUGGACUCUUGUGACAGUUAUUCCGGCUGCUAUAGCUGAACGAGUGCUUGCUUCACAUUAUAUCAGCGACUAUGAAAAAAUUAAUCGUCCAUGGAUCUCAUAUCUGGUAAAUGGAAGCUCUUUGGUGCUUGGUGCCGGAUAUUAUUUGAUCUUUCAAUCAUUUUUCACCGGCUUAUACGGUAUGAUAUUGACGGUGGUUUUCACCGUGACGAUUUUCCUUCUCUCAUCACUUGCUAUUAUGAUGGUUUGUCGUCGCGAUGCUGCUAAACUUCAUGAUCUUAAGAAUGAAACAGGUUGUUCGACGUUGAACUACACAUUGAGUAUGAAGUUUCAAUUGGAAGAAAAUGUUCGAGUAUCAAAGGUAUAUAACAUAUCAAAAUUUUAUCAGGUUGCGCAAAUGUUAGUUUAAAU